Cajanus cajan (pigeon pea) is the source of this 537-nucleotide messenger RNA. The record is from RefSeq and is a predicted model, not a curated record. NCBI's taxonomy places the organism in Eukaryota, Viridiplantae, Streptophyta, Magnoliopsida, Fabales, Fabaceae.
AUGGCAUGGAUGCUCAUGGGUGAUUUUAAUGCAAUCUUACACACCCAUGAGCGAACCGAGAGCAUUAGUAAUUCCUGCUUACGUGGUGAUCUAGCAUUCCAGAACUGUGUCAAUCAUUGUAGCUUACUUGAUAUUGGCUACCAUGGAGCUCCAUUCACUUGGCAUCGAGGAAAAUUUUUUAUACAUUUGGAUAGGGUAUUGGCAUCUUUAAACUGGCAGGUUUUGUUUCCUAAGGCGACUCUUACACACCUGAACCCUAUGAAAUCAAACCAUGCUCUACUUCUAUUGAAGUUACACCCCAACUACUUUGACUGCCACUCUAGACGACCCUUCCAUUUUGAAGCAGCUUGGAUUACGCAUAAGGAGUUUCCUGAUCUCUUGAAGUGUGAAUGGAAUAUGCAUAAUAAUUGGAAUCAACGCCUUAACCACACGAAGCAAUCAUUACUAGACUGGAACAGGUUCACAUUUGGCAAUGUAUUCUACACAAAAUGUAGACUUCUCCAACGCUUAAAUGGAAUCACGCGCAAGCUGCUUUAA